Molecule: messenger RNA, 891 nt
Organism: Cyclocybe aegerita
Lineage: Eukaryota; Fungi; Basidiomycota; Agaricomycetes; Agaricales; Hemipholiotaceae
Source: the annotation of a GenBank genome assembly
AUGAGCCCUGCUCGGGUGGCAGGAAUACCUGGGUUUCGAAGAUACUCGCAGGCCACUGCUGUGCUAGAACAACAGCAGGAGGUACAUCAUCCAGAACCGGCACCAUCGACGCAGCAGGAGGAACACCGGAACCAACCUAGUGCAAGUAGAGAGGCCCGGAGCCAACCUCACCUGGAAAGGUGGAGUUCACGAACGUAUGGGUUUUCAUGGAGGGGUCCGAGCCCUGAAGAGCUGGCCGUACGAGGGCGACAGCAGAAGGAGUACCUCGAGCGCCUGUUCCACCCUCUCAAGUUCCCACCUGAGCUUGUCCAACGGGUUCUGACGCAUAGCAGCCACGUCCAAGGGCGGAACGGACACAACGGCGCCUUCAGUUUUAUCGGUCGACGAGUAAUGUCCGCAUACUUUCAGCUCUUCCUGCAUAAGAGCCCCAACCUCAAACCUUCCGAUGACCUUGAAGACCUCGUCUCGCGUGCCUUACACACCAACCUCGUUGGGCAACACAUCGGUGACGUGUGGGGUGUCGGACGAGAGCUCGUGUGGGAGCCCAACGCUCCGUCAAGUAGGUUGGACAAGAACGCCGCGGCGGCCCUACGAGCUGCUGGGUUGUACAAAGUGCAAGGAGAGGCGAUUCAGGCGAUGAUUGGGGCGAUUUACCAUCAAUAUGGUGGAGCUGUUGCACUAAGAGUGUUCCAUACACGAGUGCUUCCUCUCCUGCUUGUGAAGGGUGGCUUGCCUAAGGUGUUCCAUAAGGAUGUCAAGGCCCAAUGUGACAAGUUUGGUGGUCCGGAAGGACCGCUCCUCGUCCCUCGCGAAGAGAAGGCCCCCGUGCUGGAGGAAAGCAAACCGGUGACGCCAAAACUAGAAAUGGACGAUCCACCAGUACCAUUUUAA